UUCUCCCCGCAAACAAACAAGGCUUAAUGAAAACCCCAGAAAGUAGGAGCUCGUGGGAGAGAAGAGAGAAAAGACAAGUUCACAAGGUUCCUGGGUGGAGCUCCCAAUGAACAGCAGCAAUGGCAACGACAAUGGCAAUGGGAAAAAUGGGGGGCUUGAGCAUGUACCUUCCUCAUCCUCUAUCCACAAUGGAGACAUGGAGAAGAUUCUUUUGGAUGCACAGCAUGAAUCGGGACAGAGUAGUUCAAGGGGCAGUUCUCAUUGUGACAGCCCUUCCCCACAAGAAGAUGGACAGAUUAUGUUUGAUGUGGAAAUGCACACCAGCAGGGACCAUAGCUCUCAGUCAGAAGAAGAAGUUGGAGAAGGAGAGAAAGAAGCCGAGGGUUUGAAGAAAAGUGUAGACUGGGUUUCUGACUGGUCCAGUAGACCUGAAAACAUUCCACCUAAGGAGUUCCACUUCAGGCACCCUAAGCGUUCUGCUUCUUUAAGCAUGAGAAAAAGUGGAGCCAUGAAGAAAGGGGGUAUUUUCUCUGCAGAGUUUCUUAAGGUGUUCAUUCCAUCUCUGUUCAUUUCUCAUGUUUUGGCUUUGGGGCUAGGCAUCUAUAUUGGAAAACGACUGAGCACAUCUUCUGCCAGCACCUACUGAGAGAAAGCCCCUGGAAACGUGUGACCUAUGAAGUGGUGUUAUUGUCAAAUUAGUUUAUUUGAACUUGAGACCAUUGUAAGCAUGACCCAUCUACUGCCCUAUUUUUACAUAUCCAAGUUCCAGUAACUCUUGAAAUUCAGUAUUUUAUUCAGACUCUGUUGAGGCAUUUUACUAACUUCAUUCAUUCCCUUUUUGGCCUGUAAGACACUUUAGAAUUUCCUAACAGAGUUUAAUGUUGUUUAGAAAUUUGCAAGGGCUUCUUUUCUGCAAAUGCCACCAGCAGAUUAUAAUUUUGGCAACAAUGCUAUUGUCUCCAAUUAGUACCACCAGACUAGACCUGCAGCAUUCGUAGUAUAAAUUUUACUCUUGCAAGGUAACUACUAUCACUCUGUUAAAAUGAGAUGAGGUUAGUGGAUGAUACAAAAGCUUUGUUUUUGUUUUUGGUCAAGUCAAAAGCAAGCUUCCCUAAGCUUGAUUUAAAAGUUAUUUAAAAAGAACACA
Messenger RNA from Choloepus didactylus (southern two-toed sloth), 1147 nucleotides. Its product is annotated as BCL2/adenovirus E1B 19 kDa protein-interacting protein 3-like. The transcript has a single exon. Gene Ontology annotation, biological process: positive regulation of apoptotic process; mitochondrial outer membrane permeabilization; defense response to virus. Bases 107 to 646 code for a protein of 179 amino acids. Lineage: Eukaryota; Metazoa; Chordata; Mammalia; Pilosa; Megalonychidae. The record is from RefSeq and is a predicted model, not a curated record. Gene Ontology annotation, cellular component: nucleus; mitochondrial envelope; mitochondrial outer membrane.